Messenger RNA from Nicotiana attenuata, 1809 nucleotides. RefSeq lists its product as uncharacterized. Lineage: Eukaryota; Viridiplantae; Streptophyta; Magnoliopsida; Solanales; Solanaceae. Bases 242 to 1498 code for a protein of 418 amino acids. The transcript is spliced from 6 exons. The record is from RefSeq and is a predicted model, not a curated record. Gene Ontology annotation, molecular function: protein binding.
GUCUCCUCCUUUCCUGGUGCUACACUCCACAGCUCGAGUUCUUUUUUCUUGCAAGUUGAAUCUCUUUACCUUCACAAUUUCCCUUUGUGGUUCAUCUGAUUUCAGUCCAAAAUCCCCCCAAAAAGAGCUCAAUCUGCUGGAAAUUUAAAAGGGUCAUCUUCAAAUACUUCAAUUUCUUAUAAUCUUGAAGUCUAUAGCUCAAAGGUAACAUCUUUAUCUUCCCAUAACCAAGAAGGUUCAAAUGUUGCAUACAGAACCAUCAUUUUGUAUAUAUAGUUCUGAAGAAAAUCAAGAUUUUGUGGAAAAUGAUGGGCAGAUAGUAAGGUCUGUGAUAAUAGGGGAUAAUAUAUCAGAUAUAGGUGGUACUGAUUUCAGCUUUGGGGAAAAGGGAAUGGGGUUGAUUGAGGAAGGUGAAAAUGAAGAAGAUGAAAAAGAAAGGGUUUUUGAUGGGGUUAAUGAACUUGGAAUUGAAGAGAGUGAAGAAGUAAUUAGCCCAAUGUACCUUGCUACUGGAUUUGGGGUUGAUGGCAAUGUUGUAAAUAGUGGUGGUGUUGAGUUUGCACCUUCAGAUUUUGAUGGAAAUGGAGAUGUUGAGGAAUAUUAUAAAAGGGUUCUUAAAGAAGAGCCUUCCAACCCUUUGUUCUUAAGGAAUUAUGCUCAAAUUUUGCAGUCAAAGGGAGAUCUUUCUGGAGCUGAGCAUUAUUACUUUCAAGCUACACUAGCAGAUCCAAAAGAUGGAGAUACCUUGUCACAGUAUGCUAAAUUGGUAUGGGAGCUGCACCGUGAUAAAGAUAUUGCAUCGGAUUACUUUGAACGUGCAGUUCAUGCUGCUCCUGAAAACAGCGAUGUUCUUGCAGCAUAUGCCUGUUUUCUUUGGGAUAUCAAUGAUGACGAAAGUGAGGACGAAAUGAACAUGCAGAGUGAUAAGACUAAGAUUGAGGUGACUGAGGAAGCUACUGCAUCACGAGACCUGCAUUACGAAGAAGAUAACAGACGUGUUAGCUCUCCCUUACAUCUUGCAGCAGGACUUGGAAUUGGGGAUAAUAGAGUUGGUGGUGACUCUCCCGUUGAUUAUACUGCAGCUGUAUCUGAUAUGGACGGAAAUGCUGAGGAGUACUACAGGAGAAUGAUCAAAGAAAAUCCUCAUAACCCCUUGCUUUUAAGAAACUAUGCUCAGUUUCUUUGUCAGCAGAACAAGGGAGACCUAGUAGGUGCUGAAGAAUAUUACUCUCGUGCAAUACUAGCGGAUCCUACUGAUGGAGAAACUAUUUCACAUUAUGCCAUGUUGAUAUGGCAACUUCAUCGUGACAAAUCUAAAGCCUCAUCCUACUUUAAGAGGGCAGUUCAAGCUUCUCCAGAAAACAGCGACGUGCUUGCUGCAUAUGCUAGAUUUCUCUGGGAAACAGAGGAAGAUGAAGAUGAAGAAGACAAAGAUGAAACAUUAGGCAAUCACAAUGGAGCACCACUUCUUCAAGGAGUUGUGGCUGCAAAUGCCUAAAUCCUGACACAACAAUGGAUUCACAAUCAGCUUCUGAUUUCUUUUCUCACCCAAUUUUAACCAUAAUAGUAAUAGUUUUUCUUAAGUUUUCGGCCAAUCUAAAGACUUAUAUCUUCCUCUUGUUGUGGAGAUCCAGCAUUUAAGAUUGGAACAAUUUUUAAAUGUAAAUGUGGUAUAGUGAGCAAUAAAUAUGUGAGAAUAUUAGCAGAAGAUGAAAGACAGAAUUACACUUGAUGAGUCUGCAUACAUUAGGCACUCUAGUGUUGCAGCGACCAAAAUUUCUCAUAUGGAAUCAUGUUAUUGUUUUUCCA